Suillus fuscotomentosus is the source of this 156-nucleotide messenger RNA. Its product is annotated as RNA polymerase Rpb1, domain 1-domain-containing protein. The transcript has a single exon. Gene Ontology annotation, cellular component: RNA polymerase II, core complex. Lineage: Eukaryota; Fungi; Basidiomycota; Agaricomycetes; Boletales; Suillaceae. The record is from RefSeq and is a predicted model, not a curated record. Gene Ontology annotation, biological process: DNA-templated transcription. The annotation marks the transcript as partial. Gene Ontology annotation, molecular function: DNA binding.
AUGGACGAGACAACGCACAAACCUAAGAUGGGCGGUCUAAUGGAUCCUCGCAUGGGAACCCUCGACAGCAAUGUCAAGUGCCAGACAUGUGGAGAAGGAAUGUCAGAAUGUCCUGGUCAUUUUGGCCAUAUCGAGUUGGCGAGGCCGGUCUUUCAC